Paraglomus occultum is the source of this 415-nucleotide messenger RNA. Lineage: Eukaryota; Fungi; Glomeromycota; Glomeromycetes; Paraglomerales; Paraglomeraceae. The record is from the annotation of a GenBank genome assembly.
AUGUCAGACCCGUCGAAUGUAAAAUUGAUUUUCGAGAGCCCUGACGGGACGGCUAUUAAGGUCAAAGGCGAGGGAAAGGAUGAGAAGGGCGCUUAUACUAUUGUCAACGGCAGCUAUGACAGCGUAUUGAAAACAAUACCAAGCAGUACAAAAGCAAUACCAAUGCGGUCCGGUACUAUCAAGGCAGAUGUGAUAACUAUUCUCUGGGAAGUGGACAUCGAUGACAAGUUCAGUACUGGUUAUUUCUUUAUUAGGCGGACUUCUGUUGUCGAAAAUCAAUUCCGGAUAAUGGAUUGGAUGAGGAAUCAAUCGGAGGGGAUGUGGCGUGGAUUUUACUUUGAUGCAAACAACAAUGUCUACAUGAUUAUAAGCGGCAAGGACCAAAAUACCCCUGGCUCUGGCGCAGAUGUACGUG